CUCUGUCACUUCUUCAGAGGCAGUUCCAGAGCAAGCUCCCUUCCCCCCGCCCAGUUGGUGUCAGGUUCUCGCAGGCAGGUCUCUGCACUGAUCGCUGUGAGUGGCUCCUGUGCUAUGACCAAAGCGUUCCAAGCAGCUUACUUGGCACUGGGUGCCUGGUGGCCGUAACGAAGUGGAUACCUGGGUUGUCAAAGUUGAGGAGUGCCCAACCAAAAGCGCUUCACUUCUGCAGUGCAGAGCAGCAUGUGCUUUCGAGGUGGCAGCGUUCCAAUGCUUAGUGAUCUUCUAUUGUGUUUGGAAGACCAUUGUUUCCUAUUUGUCCCAUAAAUUUAACACAGAUCCUAUUCCUGCCAUUUAAACUUUCCCAUCAAAGUACAACAGUGACUUCCCCUCCUGAAAAGGAAGGGCUGGCAGCUACACCCUGACGCUGGAGCACAAAUUGUUUAUAUAACCUUCAAUCCCAAUUUCAUAAUAGCCUGAAGACCGUCUUACUGGGACAGAUAUUUUUACUGAGUUUUUAGCAAAAAACCCUGCUGCCAUCAAAUGUGGUAUUGCAGCUCCUUAACUGCUGCUGGGAAGCAGAAGGGAGGGCUGCACCUUCCUGAUGAUGUAUGUUACACAUCUAUCUGGAAAAUAUGUGGUGUUUUCUGCUAGUGUAAAACAGCUCCACCUGUAUCAUUUGGGAGUGAAAGCUGAGGCACUACCUUGGGCUCCUUUUACUUCCCUGAGAGUAUUAUUAAAUCUGAAUGAAGUGUGUUUUUUGCAGUCUCUACCUUUUCACAGCUGGUGAUUUUUCAGAAAUAAAGUUGAACAAACCUGGUACAAUUGGGCCUUAGCCUUGCACACAGUUGAGCAAGCAGCGUCCAACAGCUGUCUGCUUUUAUAUUGGUUCUACUGAAGUCUUGUCCCGUUUGAGUAUGUAAGAAGCAGGCUCUGUGGGUAGGGCUGUACACAGUGCCAGAAAACAUGUUGAAAUUCUUCUUUUUGGAGGGGAAAGGAGUUUCCACAGGAUGUCUGCAUUUGAUGGCAAAAAUGACUUGUAGAUGUGUUCUGAAAGGUUGCUUUGAUGUAAAUGAUUAACCUGGGACCUUUUGUCAGGAUAUUACCAGGUCAGAUAGCUUAGAUUAUUUGUGACUUGAGAAUUAAGCUUGUACGAGUGGGUCUGCUUAAGCUGUUUGUUAAGAAUUUGCUCGUUUAUCACAUGGUGUGUUGUGUAUCUGUAUGUACCAAACAGAGCAGGGAAGGCAAGGCCUUGAAACUACCAACAACACCAUGUUAAAAACAAGCAGAAUGCAGUUUUGUCAUAGCAACUUUUCUUUUGUUGCUGGCCUUCUGUGGAACACUAAAAUAAUGAGCCAAAGCCAAUGAGUACGCAGCACUUUGCUCAUUUCAUCCCCUUCCCAAAAUCCAGCCUGAGGAAUUAGGAGAAAAAAAAUUGAUGGGACAGCUGGGAAGACAUGAUGGUAUUUUCCUGCAUUUUGGGCCUGCCUGAUUUCUCUUUGGUUUCUAUUUGGAUUUUUCCAGAAAGAAUCCUUCCAUGUGUGUGACCACUGGCAUUGGGUGCUGGCCUACUUUGUAAGGAAAUAAGUCCAUUUUUGGAGUAUUGCUUUACCCUUCUCUGCCUUAACUGAAACAUCCAUAAUAGAAUCACAAGGUUGGAAAGGACCUAGAAGAUCAUCUAGUGCAACUGUCCUCCCACUGCCCUUGCAACCACAAGCCACUAAACCAUAUCUCAUAGCUAAAGUCUCAUUGGAGUGAGGAGAGCUGACCCCCACGGGAACUGCUGUGAUUCCCCCGAAAUUCAUUUUAUAACACAGAAGAGAAGUCUAAUUGAGCCUACUCCCGAUAGCUUCAAGAACAGCGUUUGAGAUGUCUGCAGUUGAGAAGAUCGAGGAGCAGUUUGCCUGCCUGCGCAUAGCAAAGCGCUCUGUGCUAAGUGAGGAGCCUGCUUACCUGCUGGAUAUAGACAUCUCUGGAUCUGCUCAGUCUGAAAGUCGUCGCUUUGUGGCAGUUUCAUGUUCCAAUAAAUCCAUUAGGGUCUAUAACAGAGAAACACUGAACUUCCUGCGGGAGUACAGUAGCUGUCCUGGGACACUUAACGGCAUCAGAUUUGCACAUGCGUGUGACAGCUUGGUGUUCUCUGCGUGCAGUGAUGGUACAGUAAAAUGUUGGGAUAUUCGUUUAGCAACUCAGAAAGCUGUGCAGGUAUUCAGUGGCUAUCCUUCCAACGUGUUUAUCAGUUUUGAUCUCAAUUGCAGUGAUCUCAUGAUUUGUGCUGGAACAGAAAAAGUAGAAACGGAUACGUUCCUGGUGUUUUGGGAUGCGAGAGGCAGCACGGACUGUGCCAGCACAAUGAGGGAACCUUUGGGAGUGUACUCUGAAAGUCACAAUGAUGAUGUCACUAAGAUUUGUUUUCAUCCUGUCAAACCCAGUUUGGUCGUUUCUGGGUCGACUGACGGCUUGGUGAAUGUGUUUGACAUUAACAAGGACAACGAAGAUGAUGCUUUGAUAUCAACCUGUAAUUCAGAUUCAUCAGUAAGUUUUAUUGGCUGGUCUGGGAAAGAUUAUGAACAGAUCUACUGCACGACCCACGAUGAGGGAUUUUGUUGGUGGGACCUUGCUCAGUUAGAUACUGAAGAACCAGUAAUGCUGUUGCGUGUUCUGGACGCCAGAGACUCAGUCUGCAUUGAAAAUGGCAGCUUAAAUUACCUGGUAGGAGGGAUGUACCAUGAAAAGGCUGACAGACUCUUUCUGAUCGGAGGAACGGCAACAGGAGACGUUCACCUGAUCAGCUGCAGCGCUGCUGGGCUGAGCCUGGUGGGUACCCUUCCAGGGGGGCACUCUGCCACCGUUCGCUCUUUCUGCUGGAACCUGGCAGAGGAGUCGCUGUUGACAGGAGGAGAGGAUGCCCAGCUGUUGUUGUGGAGGCCCGGAGCCGUGGAACGCUCCCUGGCAAAGAAGGUGUCCAUGAAGAUUGCUUCUUCUGUGCAGAAGAGAGUGAGAGUUCACAACAGUUCCCUCAAAAGCAGGAAAAAAUAAAAUUCUGGGAAUGGGAGCCUGCUUUGCAGAGGUUUUUCUGUUUGUUUCAUCCUUCCAGGCAGUACUUGGCUGCUGCUUUACUUGGAGGUGUUCUGUGGAAAGAACUGCAAUACAUGAAUUCUGUUUGGGAACUUACAUCAGUCAUCAGAGGAAUGCUUUUUUUUUUUUUUUUUUUUUUUUUUUUGAAGUUGCUAAUAUUAAUCUGAGAAGAGUAAAUGUUUGCUCACUGGUUCACGAAGAAUACAUCUUCAAUCAGUUUUUAUAGAAAUACUUUUUAUGGUUGUUUAGUGUCUCAGCCAACAUUUUAAUGCAUAAUAUAGGCUUGUGACUUGCAUAAUUUGUUACUUUCCCAGUGAAAUUCCAUGUCGUGUUUUAAAAGCUUUUGUAUUUCAAGCUGUGUUUUUCUUUCUUUACAGAGAACUUAAUGAAAUUGCUCAAUAUAUUAAAAGAUUUUACGUUGCUUCCUAAUGCUUGAGGGAAUUACUUCUUGAUGAAAUAGAAAAUAAGUACUUUUUGCAUUGUCAUAUUGCUGGUUUGUAACAAGCUUGUAAAGCAUUUGAUUGAAUCAUAUUUUUAUAGUGAAGAUAUGAAUGUAUUCAACCAGAUGGGAAUGCACUACUCAGCACAGCUGAUUUUUUGACUGGAUGAGAAGUGUUGGGACUGGUGUUACUUAGGGUGUGUUUGCUUUGUGAAAAUAACCAGGAAUCUUCCAGGCAGCUUCGUUCUUUGCUGGUAGGAGCAUCUCAGUGGGUGCACCUGGAAGAUGGGAGAUGGUCAGGGAGUUAAAGAAAUUAAUAGAUGUGAUGACAGCAGUUGUGCUUGGAGUCCUCCAGUCCUGCAUUUGAAAUAAGCUGCUAUCAGACGCUCGGGGGGGGAUGUUAAAAAACAAAACCAGUCUUCUGAAAAUGUGGUUACUGAAUAACAGGCCAACGUGAGAAGGCUUUAGGAAAACCUCUUAAAGUUAGCGUGUGUCUUUUAAGGAAUGGCUCUUGACAGAGAAGCCUCUUAUGUGCAGGCAUCUCUCGAUGAUUGCAUUGUUUUAGUGUUCCAUCAAACAGCAAUUAAGUGCUGCAAAAAUUGCUUUGUUCUGAAACACUUGAGUUUUUAUGCUUAUUCUGCUCCACUGGCAGACUCCAAUCUGUGCAUCUGGCUCUGCACACACAAUUACCUCCAGCCCUUGGAGUACCAUUGCAGUCAAAUAUUGGUUGGUAAUUACACUGUACUUAACAUAUGUGAACUACAACUGGAAGCAGCAAAAGUGUAUUUAAGGAUUGUGAUGUUAUAGAACAGCUGGUUCUAUAAAAAAAAUUCAGAGGUUUUCCACAUCAGCACAGAUUGGUAAUUCUUUCAAAACAAGAAUGUCAGGUUUAGAAGUUCAGCUCAGAGUUUAAAAACUGUUUCUGGACUACAGAGGGUACCUCAAGUUGUGGUUAUGGCUGUGCCAAAGAUGCCCUCAUCAUCUCUGGAAGUAAUCCCAUUCCAACAAGUACCAGAGUUCCACGUGGUGUGUUUUACUAACUGAUGUCUUUCUGCCACAGCUGUGCGUCUGCAGUAGUGCUGGGUCUGCCUGUUGGUGACUUCAUUGUGAUUCACUUGUUUCUGUCCCUGCUGGUUAUUUAAUGCUGCAGCUUCGAUUUAAAAGUCACUUUAAACUUCUUUUAAAAAUGGUGUUAAAUUUAAAUUGCACCCAAAAUCCUUAUAAACGGAAGAUCAAAAAAGGCAUCUGUUGCUUUUUAAAUGACUUUGUGCAAUUUUGAGACAGCUCAGACAGUGUUGUUGCUGGGACACAUCUGCACCUUGUGCCCUUUCAGCUCUUUUGUCCUCCCAGGUCACAGAGUCAUCGCUUGGGGCAGUGGAACUGAAUUUUGUGACUGAGUGGGGCCAAAAGGUUCAGAGCCCUCUGACCAGGUCAGGCUAUUGGGCUGAGUUCCUUUACUCUUGUUGUACCUCAGCAUGCUCAGUGGAAUGAACUCGUUGGCCAGCACUUCGUUUCUUGAAUAAAUGGUGGGUGUGCUUUAUGGAAAUGCACAGUGAGGGAGCUUUUGGUUGCCGCCUCUUUCUUUUAAAGUGUCUUUUGGGAGAGACCCUAUGCGUGUUUUGCCAAGUAAAGCAGCAGAGGUGGGAGUUCUGGUAGCAGUGUUUGAAAUGUGCAGCCUGUAUCUGUUGUUUCUGCAAUAAACUGAUCCACAACAAAUUACCAGCUCCAGCCAUGCAUUCCCCAACCUUGGUUUUUACACACACAACUUUUUCCCAGUCCCACGGCUGUUUGCAUUUUCCUCAGCUGUCAGGAGACUCAGGCUUGUGUUGCCCCUGAAAAUGCUGCAUGCUUUUUAGUUUCAUGUUGACUUAACUUCAGAUUAAUAUCCAUAAAAUAAACAUGGGUUGGAACCACAUGUUAACAACUAAUUAAUGCUGUGUGCUUUUGUAAACUGAAAUUUUCAUAGACCACAGAGAACGGAUAUAAUAUGGAACUAAAGAAAUAACAGACCUGAAGUGAGGCAGGUUGACGUGGCUGACUGUAUUCCACCUGUUAGCUUAGUUUGGAAGUCUCUGAGUUGCCCUCGGUGUUGUUAAGAAACAUAUCUGACCUGUAUGGUACUCAUAUAAUUGCAACUGCAGGUUGCAGGCAGUCACAAAUCUUCAUUGUGUUAACUGCUUCACCCCAAGGGAAGCUCUAAUUCUUAUCUAAUUCAGUAUCAGAUUUUUUUUCCAGUAAAUGGAAAUUAAACAUCCAGAUAGAUUACCUGAGCACAGAAAAGCGUCCAUCUUUAUUCAGAGAUGAGAAUAAAGCUAGAGCAUCAUAUUUCGGAGCAGCAGGAGAAUAUUAGUGAACACAUGAAAGAAAACUGAUUUACUCACAGUCAGAGCUUUCCUAAUCUUCCCCUUUGUUUCUUUUCCUUUCUCUGCAGGUUAAAUCCAGCACGUGCAUGCUGCCCUCUGUGCCUGCGGCUGCUCCCUCUGCCUACCUUCAGAGAUGGAUCCCAUUCCAAGUGGGGCAUUUCACAGAAUCACAGAAUGGCCGGGGUUGGAAGGGACCUCAAGGAUCAUGAAUCUCCAACCUAUUUCAGUUGGGUGCAGGAUUUCCCCCUGCUUUGGGGGAGCAGCAGGAGUUAUUUGACCAAUGUAAAUAAAGUUGGUAAUGGUGAGGGCAGGUGAGCAGAGGUAGGAGUGCUUUGAUAUCUGUUUCUGGAGUGGGGCGAAUCCUGUCCCUUUCCUCUCUUAGCAUGGUGUAGGCUGAGGAGCUGCUACUUACUACACUGAUGAAUGGAUGAAGAUAGGCAGGCAGACUCCCGUGCCCUUUGGUCAGGGCUGUUGAGGCUCCUUGGCUCCCUCUGGCACAAGUGUAACAGCUUGCUUUUGCUUUUGAGCUUGAUGGAAGCAGGAUAGGGCCUUCACUAAAUUAUGCAAAAUAUAAACACCCUUCAAGCAUAAAAGCCAGUUCCUGUUUGUCUGUGGGAUGAACAAUUCAGCAGUGAAGCGUGCAGGAGAGGCAGAAGCUGUCUGCUCACAAGGGUUGGGUUUUCUUUCUUAACUUGUGCCAGUGAGGAGAGCCACGGGUCGAGCCAGUACUGCGGCCUCUACCAUGCAGGCACCACUGGGUUUCCUGGGACAUGGAAAAAGGAGAAAGUGAGCGUGGUGAUACCAGUCAUCUUAUGGGAAUGCAUUAAGUUUUCAGUUCAAUAUCAAUCUUACCCUCUCAUGUUUGGAAUAAAGACUUGAUGCUGCUAAAAAUCCUAUAAGGGUGAUGUUGGAACAGCCUUUUGCCAUAGGAAGUCAGAACUGGUGGUAAGAAAUGCUAGGAGGAAUUCGAGACGGUUCUGUGUGCUAAUUUAAAUCAUUUGGGGAGGUUAAAUAUUUAAUAAAUGUUACAACAAACAAAAACCAACCAGAAUUUCAGUAGAUCACCAAAGGAUUGUUACAUUCUAAGUAGUAACAAUCUGGCAUGAUUAAUGCUGAGAAGUACACUAGACUAAAGCUGAAGCACAAAUGCAGAACCACAGUUGACUUUUCUUGGUGUUUUUAAUACAGGAAUUGUUAAUUAUCAGUGGAGUUGAACUCCUAGGAGUGCAAUGCAUGCCACUGUUUGCUGCGUCAGAUUCAAACCCACUGAACACACAUGUAACAGGUAAGAUACCUGGAAGUGUCUGCACCUUAACCAGUGUUCUCUAACAGCAAUUUGUGGGAUGGACUUGAGGAAGGAAGCCUCAGGGCUUCGCUGUAACAACGAACUUGGAGUUGACUUAGGACUGGUAAAUUGAGGGAUCAGGAGAAACAGUGGGAAGUUCUUUGCAGUGUUUUUUCCCAGAAGUUUGUGUAGCUGUAGAUUUGCAGCAAGAAGAUGUAGAGCUGCAUUUGCAACGCUAAACUUGUUUUAAGAUACUGUCGGAGGAAUCUGUCUGGAUACGAAACAACGCAGCACUCACAGGGAUCUCGGGUUGUUCUGUGUAGGCAUUUGUCAUUACAGCAACAGGAUAAUUACAUGAUUGUUGGAAUUAAUUCUUAUAGUCAGAUCAAACUUGCUGCCCUAACCUUUGCAAAGAGUAGAAAGUGUUGAGGCGAUUAAGGAACGCAGUAGGAGCACACAGGCAUCCCAUCCCCAUGCCAAGGAAUGAAUGGUGACGUUUUGUUAGAACAUCUAGGCUAAAAUAAGCUGGAAUCCAUACUUAUUUUUAUUAGUGUUAUUAUUUUAACAUUUGUGUUGUGGUCUAUUGCCAGGAUGGCCAGACAGUGAGUGGAGGAGCCCUGGGUUGUUAGGAGCCAGCUCAGUGGCACACGCAAUGAGUGUCUGUUCCUUUCUGCAUUCGCUGCCAUCCAGGACGUUUGUGUUUGUUUUCACCUCACUGUUGUUCCCUACGUUCUAAAGCAAACCUUCAUCAUGCUUCAGUUAUGAAUUUGUGCCCAUUUAUUUUCUAAACUGUUGGAAUGUCCCAUGACUGCAUUCAGAUGAGAUACAGUGUAAGUACUUGUGGUUUCUUGCAGGUGUGUGCAAUAUACCAAGCUCACUUGCUGAUCACUGGAUUUAUUUACAUGGCAGUCAGCAUGAGGACAGUUGACUACUGCUGCAAUAAGAAGGCAGUUUUGACUGUUCUGUCAAUGCUCUUCAAAUAUAUGGGGAAAAAAAAAAAAAACCCAAACUCAAAAAACCCAAACAAAAGAUUUGAUUAUAGCUCAUAAUUUCUGUUGGUCUGUGUGUUUUUUAUUAACAGCCUUCUUGAUAAAACGGUUCAGAAAAGCUCUGUAGUAUUUUGUAAAGGAAAAAUCAAAUGUUUUUCAGAUGGCUCUAUGAAGAAUUUUGGUAGAUUCAGACAUAAGUAAAGGUCUUUCAUGAGCUCUAGGCAUGUUUUUGCACCUAAUGCUCUGGUGAGCUAACAGAGGAAAUGAACUUUCCUUUUGUUUGCAAAAUAACCCCCCCCCUCCCCCGAGUUCUUAACGCCUUUUCCAUGCUGCUUGGAUAGCUGAGCCACCACACAGGUGUUUCUUGUCCUCUGUGUGUUCCUGAGACCUCCACAAAACCUCAGAGAAGAAAGAUGACAGUGUUACCUAACGUGGGUGCAAACCAGAAUGUUCAGUUGGUCUGCCCAAAGUACAGGGGAAUAAAGUACGUUCAUGUAGGUGACCUACAGCAGAAAACAGGGAGAAUCGUUAUUGAUGUUUGGUUUCUAACUCAUGGCACAAGAGCUGCUCAGCACCAAAGGAACAGGAAGCACAGAGUUUUAAAACUCCAUUUUUAAUCACCAGGCUGCUGCAGGGACACUGCUGAGUGCUCUAAAAGCAGGGGUGUGCUUUUUUGUUUCGCUGACAUUUCGGGCCACAUGUUCUUCAUGCAGUGUCUGUGUGCCUGAGGAACGUGCCGAGGCUCCACGUGUGUGUGCACACAUGGGAAGGAUGCUGUGAGCACUCGGUGUAAUGGAACAGGUGUGGGAGCUUGGGAUUUGCUUAUGCAGGCGGUCAAUCAGCUAUCAGAAAUGUUUUAAUGUGGUUGAUAUUAAAGCAACUAUGAAAGUGGAAUAUUCUAAAUAUACACUUGGAAUAAUAAACCAUUGGUAAUCUUCUGGAAGGAAAUGGUGUUCUGACAUUCAUAGCUUAUUUUUUCCCAGAUUUUAGACAGGAUUUGAGGUUUUUUCCAUUAUCUCCAGUAUGACUAAAAAUAAACCCCCUCACUUUUAAAGGUAUGUUACAUAGUUGUUCUCAAGGAGCGAAAUUAAAACUUCAGGCCCUUAGAACCCGAGUGCAGUUUAGGUGUGUGAAAAAUGCAGCAUUUAGUAUAUACAAUAUGCCUUCUCUUUUUGUCAAGAUGGUUUCGUUAUUGUGCAUUUCAUGAGCAGGGGGUUCUUGAGAACCAUUAUGAAUAGAAUGCCAGCUUAUAACGAGUGAUAUAAAGUGGCAUUUAUCUUUACUUUCCCCAAGAAAAUCUUCCCAGUGUCAGUGAGUGUCACUGACUGACUUCUGAGCUGUGUUGCUAUGUGCUCACCUUGCACUGUGGCUGGAGGUGCAGCCAAUGCACCAGAGGGAGUAAAGCACACGAGAACAGAAAUAGGUGAGUGAAGAGAUAACGCCAGGCAGGCAGGCUGCGGGCUGAGAAAUCCCCUACCUGUGUCAUAACACAGCAAAAGUCAUCAUAAAAUCUUCUGGCACAGAUCGGUAACUCCGUUUGGGAACUAUGAGGUGGUCCCUGCAUGGUCUGGCCUCAGUGUGUCUGGGCAGUGCCUGUGUGACUGCUGCACACUGUGAGCAGGCUGUAAUAAAUCUGACUUGGAAGCAGUGGGUUGGGCUGAAUGCAAGAGGGAGAAACCUCUUCAGAGACAGGGGCGCCAGGCUGUGACCCAAGUGGCCCCAAGGAAAAGUUACAUGAAGGUUCUUUGCUGGGGGCGAAGCUAAAGCAACACUGAUGAGUUUUUAUUUGCGGUCUGUUGCUGAAGAGCCAAAGGGUGGAAUGCAAACAGCAAGUCCCUGUUCAUUUUCACUGGGUGGGAGCUGGACUAGAUGACUUUUAAAGGUCCUUUCCAACUCAAACUGUUCUGUGGAGCCUGAGCAAUGGAAUGGAUGCGAAAGAGCUGGCUGAAGUGAGAGCUGGUGGGGCACUUGAAGGCUGUUGCCUUCUGACCACUGCUGAAGACUCGAUUUGCUUGCUGUGUUCCUGAGUGUGUUUUAUAAACAGCAGAGGCUCUUACUGCUGUGCACAGUUGGGAUAACAGCAUGAGAUGUGUGAAGGCUGCACAGUAAUUUGUAAAGAACAGAGAUGACAGAACAAGUGUUUAAUUUCACUGAAGUUUGACAAACCCGUGGUGCUUUCCUGCCAGGUCUGUUUGGUUACUGGCAGAUUACUGUUGUUGCAUUUAAUGCACUAAUGCCACUGACAGUGCCCUUAAAGUCUUCCUUAGAAACCAAGGCAGGCAAGUAGCUGCAGUCACUCACGGCCUUUAUUAUGGGAAGGUUGAAGAUGUUUCUCAGUACACAUUUAGGCUUUCCCCAAGUCAUGGAAAACCCCUGCAGAACAUAAAACAUGCCCUAAACUAUUCUGAAAAAUCAUACCUUGGCUAAAGUCACAUAUUGCCUCUGUCUCCCUUUUAUUGUUAAAUAAUGUAAGGUAGAAAAGCUGUGUUCACUCAGCUGCAGACCUCAACUCUUCAGCUGCACUCAGGUGGAGCACGGGCAGCUGUUGCCCUUUCAGAAAACUGAAUCCUCUGGUGUAACCAAUGCUGCCUCUGAAGGCUUUGUAAUACAGAGCAGAAAAAGCUGUCAGUGCAACCGCAAGGGUGUGGGGCACCAUCAGCUGUACCAGUGCUGCACAGGGCGGCUGCGCUGCUGGAAGAAUCACUGCAAGGGAAAUGGUGCUGGUGCUGUUAACUGCUUCCCCUGCACCACGAACCUGCUUUUAAGUGUGCUUUGUGAAGGGGACACAUGAAGUAGCUACGUAAAAGAAAACUACCUAAUACACUUUUCAUCUACGACUGACGGUUUCUGAAUUUCUUCCUGUCUCUGGUUAACUUAGCCUGAUACACAUCUAGAUUUAGCACUGUCUAGAUGUUUGGAGUACAAAUUUGUAUUCUGAUGUUUUCCCCAAUGUUUGUUUUUAUCAUUGUUUCAUUUCUAUUGAAGUUCGCUUGCAUUUGUUGCUUUCUCCAUAAGGAAACAUACAGUAAGUGCCAAUACCACUACUUAACCCAUGCAAGUUGUAAAUCCUGAGCUGGCCUGAAUCCUAUGUAUUUCAAAUUCUAGGAAGCUCAUGGCCUCUCUGAAGUGCAUGUGAGCGAAGGUCCUCUAAAGAUGGGGUGCCUUGUGCUGUACUGAGGGCAUGUGCUGCUUUGGGACCUGCGCUCCGAAUCUGAUAGUGGACAGUAUGAGCCCCAGCACCACAAACUCAUCCCCUGCCAGACCCUGUACUGCAUCUCUGUGCUGGAGAAAACCACAGAACGAAGACAGAAGAAAGUAAAGAGGAAUAUCCCACCUUCCACAGCUUGUGAGUGCUGCAGGCUUUGUUCUUCAGCUAAUGACUUUAUACAGAGAUAAAAUUUGGUAAUAAAAGGCUCUUAUCACAAUAGUCAGAGUCUGACAGGAUGAAUGCCUGUGAGCUGAAAUGGGAUGCCAUUCAAAACAUCAGUCAAAUGGGAAAUAAGGUACUUUAUAAAGGGGGAUAGGGGCACAAUUAACCAUUCCAGCUACUUGCCUAUACCUACAGGGCACGAUGGCACUGGACUAAGACUGGACUUCAUUUUUUUUGAGAAAUGAGUUGUAUCUCUUACCAGACUAAAUGAUCACGACAGUUUUCUGGCCUUUUUCCUCUACCAUUUGAGCUGCACCCCAUCCCAAAUAAAAUAUUACCUAGAAUAAA
Centrocercus urophasianus (Greater sage-grouse) is the source of this 11872-nucleotide messenger RNA. It is a transcript of the gene WDR89, whose product is annotated as WD repeat domain 89. Bases 1870 to 3039 code for a protein of 389 amino acids. NCBI's taxonomy places the organism in Eukaryota, Metazoa, Chordata, Aves, Galliformes, Phasianidae. Gene Ontology annotation, molecular function: protein binding. The record is from RefSeq and is a predicted model, not a curated record. The transcript has 2 exons.